Molecule: messenger RNA, 2034 nt
Organism: Blastomyces dermatitidis ER-3
Lineage: Eukaryota; Fungi; Ascomycota; Eurotiomycetes; Onygenales; Ajellomycetaceae
Exons: 6
Coding region: 1153-2034 (293 amino acids)
Biological process (GO): mycotoxin biosynthetic process
Source: RefSeq, a predicted model, not a curated record
CGGCGUCGGAGCGCUUGUCAACCACAUACAUGGUGGCAGCAUCGGCGUCGGAGCGCUUGUCAACCACAUACAUGGUGGCAGCAUCGGCGUCGGAGCGCUUGUCAACCACGUACAUAGUGGCAGCAUCGGCAUCAGAGCGCUUGUCGACCACAUACAUAGUGGCGGCAUCGGCGUCAGAGCGCUUGUCAACCACAUACAUAGUGGCAGCAUCGGCGUCAGAGCGCUUGUCUACCAUGUUCAGGACCGGCAAAUUAGCUUCCGAACGGGUGUCUAUGUUUUUGAAGUUGUUACUCCUCUGUGGAGGUGCAGUGGCCAUUGAGAUAUAGAUCUCACCUGGGGAAGAUGGUGCUCCAGCGACUAUAGUCACAAGAAGAGCCGCAAUCGGCAAAAUAUUCUGGAGCUGCAUUUUGUUUUUUGCCUGUUGACUCCUCUAGAAACCGACACUGUUCAAGAUUCGAAUGGAAUUUCAAGUUGCAGAUCUUGGGUAGAGAAAACUAAUAUUGAACUAUAUUCGUUGUGGAUUUCAAGGCCAGGUUAACAUAUAUUUAUGCAGCAGAGUUGUCGGAUGCGCAUUCUGUGAUUUUGGUAACUGAGUAUAGGUAUGUCAUACCACAGGGUGUUGGUCACCUCGAUUCGGUCAACAUUGGAAAUAUCAGGCCUAAUGCAAUGGAGUUUCCAGCUGAAUGAUGCAGUCAUGAGGUGUGACACAUCCUUGGAAAACUUUCUUGACCGUGCAUAACUAUCAAUGACAUCCCCAGCUGUGAUAUUUACGCACCACUCCUGUCCUUUUAACGUUCCUCAAAAUGACUGUCAUAGAAAUCGUAUUAUUUGACUGGUCAAAGGCUGCUGCUAUGCGUAACCACUUGAAGGCCCUCAGCGAGAGGGCCGUCAACACCUUGUCAAAAGCAAUUGCCCUGUGGGUUUUGUCUCUUGGUCAGAGCACCACAAAGCUCACUUGAAAGAGAUGCCAAUAGAAAAGACUGUCAUCCAGCGGAAGCAAGUCAAGUUAGACUCAUGUCCGAAACUCCUAAUAGUCACACGCUUCGAUGUUCCGUCCAAUGUUUCCUUGGUCCUCUUCUACCCCUUAAUUCUUAAUUUCUCUUGCCCGAGAAAAUUUCUCUACCACGAGCCCUUUUUGUCCUUUAAAUAACAAUGGAGUGUAGGGAACAGAAACAUUCGAACGACGAUUCAUCAUUGCCUUCUUCCACAGAGAGUGCAGACACAACGGAUACAUUGCUCGAGAAGCCCCUAGCCCGCUAUCAUGAAAACACCCUACCAUUUUGGCGGGAACAUAUUAAAACUGUCCUUGCAACUGGUACAGCUUUUUUCUUCCUUGCCGCCUUCAGUGCAAUCGUUUUUGAGAAUAAUAUAAAGCUACAGAGAAAACUGCAAAGUAGCUUAAUAUACUCGCCCGCAAACGAGGCAUUGAAAUGGAACGUAGUUGAAUGGGAACAUGAUGAUGGUGCCCAUGGAGAUUAUGUGGGUGAACCACGACCUGUGCUUGAGAGAGCUUGGAGGGAUAUUUUUGAUAUUAUGAAUGUCAGGUUAUCAAAGCACGAUCUAGUCUCAGUAGGGCGGCUCGAGGAUGCUGUGGAAUUGCCAGAUGGUUCUGGGUUUGCUGGGACGCUCAAUGUCUUUCACGAACUCCACUGCAUUUGGUGGCUCUACAAAUACGUUCAUAAAGAUCACUAUUUCGAGGGUGCCACUCCCCAUGAACAAGCGAUUAUGAAACUGCAUUCUCACCAUUGCCUAAAUUAUUUACGCAAAACGGCCAUGUGCCACAGCGACGUGGGCAUCAUCACGUACAACUGGAAGCAGGGCACCCUGAAACCAAAGGCUACCGCAACGACCCAUCAAUGCGCAGACUGGAACCGCAUAACCGAAUGGGCAAGCUCCAGGUCCUUCAACAUGACGACUCCGGGAUAUAUUGUAAAUCCCACUUUAGGGCCUAUAUUCAAAGAAGGCGAGGAACAGGGAUUGGCCGUGGGCAUGCCAGAGCACGACGUGGACGUAGAUGUUGAUGCCAUUGGUUAG